AUGACCUCCCACGACGUUCGCGACGUUCUCAACCUCACCCCCGAUCACGCCGGCGGCCCGCGCCCGUCAAAAAAACAGCGCACUGCCGCGCCACGACCAAACCUCAAAGGCCUCGCACGCGAAGUCCAAAACCUUGGUGGUGAUAACCCUAUCGCCAUUGUUCCUCAAGUAUCAGUCUUCAAAAAACGGCGCCUCGCCAGUCGCAAACCCGCGGCGCGGUGGGAAUUACAGCCGUUUACAAACUCGGCUCGUGCAGACGACGGGAACCUUAUCCUUCGGCAUUGGAGGAAACCGGCGGUAGAGCAUGGCACCGGGCCGGAGCCUAUACAGGAUGGGGAAACGCGUCCAGUUGAGGAAGGGGUAGACAAGGAUGGGGAGGGACCGAAAACGAAAGAUUCUGAAUUUGCGAAGUUCAACGUCCGGGUUUCAGUGCCGCAAUACAAUGAGGAUCAGUACCGAACGAAUCUGCAGAGUGUCGAAUGGACGAAGGAGGAAACGGACUACUUGUUGGAGCUGGCUACCGACUUCGACUUGCGCUGGGCCAUCAUUUGGGACCGAUACGACUUCGUACCGAAACCGCCACAGGGAGAGGACGCCGACGGCGCCGGCACAGCUGUUGUGCCCGCGCCGAAACCGCGGACAAUGGAGGACUUGAAGGCGAGAUACUACGAAGUGGCAGCGAAAAUGAUGGCGGUUCAAAAGCCGGUGCCGUAUAUGACGCGGCCGGAGUUUGAACUGCACGAAAUGAUGCAAAACUUCAACCCGGAGCAGGAAAGGAAGCGCAAGGAGUUCGCUCUGAACACCAUGGCACGCUCCAAGGACGAAGCCCGUGAGGAAGAGUCUCUCCUUCUUGAGAUCAAGCGGAUUCUCGCGCGGACGGAGCGCUUCAACGAAGAGCGCCGUGAACUCUACAACCGCCUCGACUACCCCGCCACCGACUCGGACAUCAAUUCCUUCAAGAGUUCCGCCGGCCUCCAGGCUCUCCUCCAGAAUCUCAUGUCCACUGAUAAAUCGAAGAAACGCAAGAGCAUUCUGGGCCCAGCAGGGAGCGAUGGCGUCAGCCCCGGUGGUGCGGUUCCGAACAGCGCAGCAUCCGAAGGCCCCGGUGGUCACGCCCGGCGCGAGAGUAUCGCGGCCACCGCCUCGUCUAGCCGACGCGAUUCGGAUGUCCGCGGUGGUGCGGCUGCAGCGACCGCUACCUCAGCGACCACCGCGCGUGCCUCCGCCGAGCCGACACCAACCUCGGCUACAGCACCUGGCGCAAUCGGCAACAAAAAGAAGGGCGGUGCGGCCGCGGCCCAGCCAGAGCGCCGCAAGCUGUCCAGUCAAGAAGAGCAGAUUUACGGCGUGUCGUACCACGACCGCCUCGGCAGCGGGCCCACGUUCCGCUACGAACGUAUCAACAAGCUUUACAGCCACAAGUCUGGCCAGCAACAGCUGCGCAUGACCAAUGCCCUCGCUGAGCUUGACGUACCACCACGCCUGGUCAUGCCGACGGCGAAUGUCACGUCGCAGUUUGAGGUGCUCUGGAGCUCGGUCACCGCGCUUGUUGACAUGCGCAAGCUGAACGAUAAGCUGGAGGGUGAAAUCAAGCUAGAGGAGGCCAAGAAAGCGGAGAGAGAAAAGGCGAAGGGGGUGCUGGGAGAGGGUAGUAAGGGGGGUGGCGGCGGAGGGGAUGAGGGGAAGAAAGAAGGGGGAAAGGAAAUUACAGAGGAGGCGGCGGGUGAGACAGAGAAGGAGAAGGAGAAAGACAGGGAGAAGGCAGGGAAUGCACGACCAGAAAGCAGUGGCAAAGGUGCGCAGAAGCGAAGCGCUAGUGUCCUGAGCGCGACGAGUGAUAAGAGUACGAAGAGGCAGAAGAAGUAG
This is a messenger RNA of Dichotomopilus funicola, 1866 nucleotides long. RefSeq lists its product as uncharacterized. NCBI's taxonomy places the organism in Eukaryota, Fungi, Ascomycota, Sordariomycetes, Sordariales, Chaetomiaceae. The record is from RefSeq and is a predicted model, not a curated record. Gene Ontology annotation, biological process: DNA repair; chromatin remodeling; negative regulation of transcription by RNA polymerase II. The transcript has 2 exons. Gene Ontology annotation, molecular function: transcription corepressor activity. The coding region runs from base 1 to 1866 and encodes 621 amino acids. Gene Ontology annotation, cellular component: Swr1 complex; NuA4 histone acetyltransferase complex.